UCAUUAAUGAUUAUAUACAUUGUUAUUCCCGAUUGCUGUUAAAAUUUUGAGAGUAUUGUUUUCUAGUUCUUUGAUAUGUAAAUUUGCGUGCGUUUCUUAUAGGAGUUGAAACAUGAUUAUUUAGAUUUAUAUAUUGUGAUAUUUCCGUCCAUUUUGUGUUACGUGAAAAUGCAUACAGAUGGUAAUAAGAAAAUUGUAUCUAUAAGUUUCGUACUAAUAAUUCUUAUCAUUAUGGUAAUAAUCAUUCCAUUUGUAUUAAUAUAUGAAGACGAAGAAAAUAUUAAUACGUCAUCUUUAUAUUUAAAUCAAUACAAUAAUACAAUAGAUACUAUAGAAUCAUUUACAAUCCAUGAUGACAUCGAAAAACAUAGUGCAUUUUUAUCUAUAAAUUCAGAUAAAAAUAAUAUCACAAUAAGAUCACUUCAAAUCUAUCAAAACUUUACCUAUAAUGAUGACAACAAUGACACUUUAUGUCAAAAUAAAUACGAAUGUAGUAUUGCUUGUAUUGGAGGAAAUAUACCAGAUGUUGUAAGGUCAAUCAAAAAUAUCACAAUGGAGAAAGAUAGUAACUGUACAGGAUCUUACAAACUUAGACUAUUCAAAACACAGUUUGUUAACAACACUAUCACAAAGGGAUGGUUAAGCUCACUGAAGAAUAUCUCCAUUGAAUUGCUUACUAUAGCAAAAACAGACCUGAAAGAAUUGGGGUCUGCCUCAUUUUCAGGGAUUCCAUUUAAUAAAUCUUUGUUAAAUUUAAGUUUAGUUGAAACCAAGAUAUGCCAUCUUAAUAAGCAGUCUUUUGAUGGAAGCUUAUUAUCAUCUUUUGCUUUCGAAUUUUCUGCUUUGGGGCAAAGUGUUGAUGUUGAAGAAGAUUUACUUAACGAUACUGCACAGUACAUUGAGUACAUUUCAUUUAAUUAUGCACUAAAUAAUGUAGAAUCUCUAAAAAACCUUUCUGGAAAAGCUUCAAGUUUUAGUAAGCUUCAAGCAUUAAAUUUAAGCUACAAUAGCUUGACUAUGAUUCCAAAUACUCUAUUUCUAAACAGUCCAAAUCUUAUAUCAUUAAAUUUAUCAUACUGUGGAAUUCAAGAAAUAAAUGAUAAUACUUUCAAUAAUCUGAGAAAACUUCAGUUACUUGAUAUAAGCAACAAUGAUUUGGAAACUCUGAAGGAAAGUUUAUUUUUUACGUUGAAUAAUUUGCUUACACUAAAUAUUGAAAAUAAUUCUCUCAAAUGCGAUUGUGAUUUAGAAUGGAUCAAAAACUUCUUGAACAACCAGAAAAGUCAAAAUUUACCAAAGUGUAGAUAUAAUUCUACGUGGAAGGGUAUAAAUGAGUUUGAAUUUUGUCCUGAAAGUAUUUUUAGUACGUAUAGUGAUGAGUUAGUACCAACUUUACCAUCUACAGAAGGAAAAAACAGUACCGAGUACAUAUUUUUAACAAUUCAAUGCAAAAAUUUGAAGGACUGUUCAUCUGACGAUGAGAUGGUGACAAAAAACUCAAUUAAAGAAGCUGUUUUCAAGAAAAGGAACAUAAAUUACGUAAUUUCAGAGACGGAAAAUGGGUCUUCGUAUAUUAUCCGUCUAAAAGGUGAUCUACAAAGUACUGACUAUCUUAUCUGGACCAACACAAAUGACGAGAAUGAUUAUGGAUGCGUCUACGAACUUGAUGACGAUGAUAUUACCAUGAACUUAGCUUUUGACACUACCUACACUAUUUGUAUAGCUUCUAAUGAUAGUACCGAUUCAUUUUCUGUUAUUGUAGAAGACUGUAGUGCACUAAAAACUCUACCUCCGUGGUCUGAAAGAACAUUGCUCUAUAAAAAUCAGGAGUUAGUUUUAAUAUCAAGCAUUAUUUUUUCGUUUAUAUUUACCAUCAUACUGACAGUUGUAGUAACGUAUUUUAUUAUUAAAAAUAAGCCUCAGUUAAUAAGAAGUAAGAAAAGAGUUGUUGAAAUUGGUAAAGAGGGUCAUAGUGACGUUUCGGGAAUAUAUAGUCUAAAUACUUGCACUGAUUUGCCUGAUAGGAAACCUAGUGCUCUGUCAUUAUCUACUACCUUGGAAGGAUAUCUUACGCCUAAAAUGUGUACAGGAAAAAUACUGCAUGCGGUGUAUGAAGGAAUGGAUUAUGUGAGGACUGCAGUGGAGAAUAAAUAUAAUGAUGUGUAUGAAGCUCCUCCUUUACCACCAAAUCAUCCAUCAGAAAGAAAAAAAUGAAUUUAAUGCUAAAAAAAUCCAUAAUUUUAGGUGUAUUCCACUGUAAACCACUGUAAAUUAAAUAAAAAAGUUUA
This is a messenger RNA of Sitophilus oryzae (rice weevil), 2288 nucleotides long. RefSeq lists its product as uncharacterized. Gene Ontology annotation, cellular component: plasma membrane. The record is from RefSeq and is a predicted model, not a curated record. The transcript has 3 exons. NCBI's taxonomy places the organism in Eukaryota, Metazoa, Arthropoda, Insecta, Coleoptera, Curculionidae. The coding region runs from base 169 to 2214 and encodes 681 amino acids. Gene Ontology annotation, molecular function: protein binding.